AGAUCGUUCGCCAACGAUGAAGGAGCCAAUGUUUGAACAGCAGUCACCCGAAAAUGAGGUGAGCGUUGCUCGAGCCAUAUUCAGUAACGUGAGCGAGUUCGACGAAGAGCUGCCAUUCGAAAAAGGCGACGUACUGCGCGUGUUGAGCGAGCGACCUGAAAUCGAGGGUAUAUCAGACGGUUGGUGGUUGUGUGUUGAUCGAAACGGUAGAAAAGGCCUAGCACCGGCUAAUCGUCUACAAGUCAUGCAUCGAUUCGAUAAAGGCUUCUUCCAAGUGGCAAAUCCGCUGUUCGACGAUUUCUACAUGUUCAAUCCACAGUCGAGCUCUCCAUUCGACGAUCCCUUCUUCCGAGAGCGGACACGAAUAUUUCGAAAUGACAUCUUUGAUCGGAUUGCUCCUCCACUUAGACGAAUGAAUAGCUGUGAUGAUGCAUUGAGAGGAGUAGGAAUUGUACGAAAUAUACCAAUUCGGGUAGUGGGAGGAGGAGGAGUGGAGGGCCAGGGCUCCGAUGCGAAAAACACAAACACCUCGAAUCGCAUUGCCAUUCCCAUUCAAGUUGGCGGUAUGGGUAACAGAUUCCAACGACGAUUCAGUGAAAGCAGUGACGGAUCCACACCGAGAGAAUUGAGGAGAGCGAUGAGCAGCGGCCGCAUUUCACCGACGGAUGCGACUCCGUUUGCACGGAGUUCCGGAGCGGAUGAGGACGCGGAGCAGCGGAGUAUGCGUAGCGAUGUGGCCCCACAUCGAACGCUGAUCAUUCCCAGCACGAUCCCGGGCAAGACGAUCGAAAUUCCGCUGGGAACGAUGAGCAUGAAUUCAUCAAGGCAAGAACUGGUGGCCCCACCGGCAAGGAAUGAACGAGAUCGUAGUCCGAAGCCGGAAUCGCAAAUGGAGAAACUCACGCAACGGCUGAAAAACUUGACUAAGCCGUUCCGCAAUCCGAGUCAUUCGACCGAGGUUCUUGAUCGUGACCGACUGCGCAGUUCCAGUCCUGAUAGCAGUGGAAUUUCGGCUGAUAUCACCGACUCGAAUUCGGGAGAAGAUGCCAAGAGAGCGAGUGAUCUUUCCUCCCUGUCUAGCGUUGAUCCCAACAGCUCUAUCUCCGAUUCUAGCGAGGAGCCCAAAUUGCAACCACCAGCCAUUGUUCGUCAUCCCAGACAGCCUUAUCUCACCAGACUUACAAGAGAGAAUCCAGUCAGUACAAGCGUACUACAAACAAUGUUCGACAACAUUGAAAGACCGGAACUGAAACGAUUCGCUGAGGAUAAUAAGGGAAAGGAGUGGUUGAUACCAACAACUGUUGAAGAAGAUAUGCGAAGAAAUAACUCUGCUGAUUGGAAUAUCGUACCCACUACUGUAACCCCGCCGAAAGUGAACCAGGGUGAAAUGAUCGACGAAACUAUACAAGCAAGGAAACGCAUUGUCUGCUCGAAGAUGUCCGAAAGUUUGAAAGUCAUCGAAAAUUCUUGCGCACAAAUCAACAAGAUCACGGCGCCACAACAUUGGAGAGCACCACAUCUUCUACAAGCAAGUCUUAAUAGUUUGCGUGAUGCAGUUAUCACAGCCCACGAAGCUGUGGAUAUGUUUGUGGAUGGAACUCAUCGAAUUUCUAUCGAUAGAAAAAAUCCUAAGGCUGAUGAGUUUGACGAGCUUCUAAAGCCCUUGCUCGAUUUGAAAAAUCACAUGGCAACGCUGCGCAAAAGUCUUGACAGUGCUGGCUGGACGGUUGCCGUUCUGUCCAGAGAUAACGAAAGUCCCCAUUCUUUGGAUGCACUGGAACAAAUUAUUGCUGCUUUGAAUAAGGCGCCAUCCGAUUGUCGACGUCUUCUGCAAUGGACACAAAUUCUUAUUCCUUCACCGACGGUUGUAUUCCUUAGCCCAAUGGUUAAUAUUAAGCCAGAGCUUCCAAGGCCUAUGAAUACAGCACGGAUGCCAGAUAAAUCCUUGAACUUGCUAGGAUCCCCUCCAUUUUUGGACGAAACCAAGCGCUUGUCAUCAUCGUCGACGUCUACCGUAACCUCAUCGGAUUCAUCCCAGCCAUCUUCCAUCUUGGUCACCAAACACAACGGUGACAAGCCCAAAGGACGAGUUACCUUCGCUGAUGAGCCCCGCGAUCGUCCAUCCGCUGCCUCCUCGGAUUCGAGUCAGGACUAUUCUAAACAGUCACAGAGCAACGGAACGUCUAAGUAUACGCCACAUCGUCUACAGGAAACUAGGAUAAUUGAAGAAGAUGAUUUGGAGUCUGUUGUUAGUGAAGGAGAGAGCUUGUAUCAGGACUACGCUUAUUUGGACGAUGUUGUCCCAGGAAGAUCGAAUGGUACAGUAGGAAAUGGAUAUAAUAAUAGUAAUAUAAGCGAUGAGGACCGUCAACUCGUCCGCUUUUACGCUCCACAGCUGGAUCAACACACAGAAUCGCUUUCCCUAGCCGUUGAAGAAUUUUUAGGAACAGUCGAAAAUAGCCUUCCUCCACGAGAAUUUGUGCAGAAAGGGAAGUUGAUUAUUUUGGCCGCUCAUAAAUUGAUCUACAUCGGAGAUACAGUAUCCCAGUGUGUUUCCGAUCAAGCGGCAAGCAAUAGCCUUCGGCAAUGCGCUGAUCGUCUUUGUGAACAACUCAAGGAAUGUGUAAAGGCUACGAAACUGGCAUCGGAAGAGUAUCCGGAAUUGAAGAGCAUGCAAGGAAUGGUGGACAGUAUCAUAGCUGUUUCGAAGACCGCACACGAGAUGAAAUUACUAGUAAAACGAUGGUGCUAGUCGCUACGAGAGUCCGUAUCAAGUCGAAACCGCUGAAGAAGCACACGUCGUGCCAUUUGUGCUGUAAAUGAGAGCUAUGCGCGUCGUAGAUUUUUAGUGACCGAUUGCGAUUAUGUUUUGAUGACCCCCGUCUAGUUUGCUUGUCUACGUUCGUCCCUUCUCCCCAAUUUGGCCGUAGGAGAAGACGAAUCUGUGGACGGACACGAACAACUCUAGUCCAUACGCUACGCUUUAUGAUACUCAUCCCUUACCCGUAUUUUGUUCGGAUUCAUUUUUGAUUUAUUUGGUCGCGCGCGUUUGCUGUUUAGAAUUUACAUAUCGUUAAGCUAAAGGUCUUCUUCGUUUCCCCUUCUCUGUGUGAAUAAUGCGCAUUUUGCAACUUGGGCGCGAUUUUCCAUAUUCCAUCCCCGCCUAAAUCCCGAGUGUCCAGAUUUGUUGCCUUCGGAACUUGCUCACCCCUGACGUGUGCGUGUGUGUGAUUGAUGUAGAUUGAUUGUAAAUAAGAAUAAAUAUGUGUCAGUUUCUAAGAUAAAUAUUUUCAGGUUGAUUUGUUG
Cylicocyclus nassatus is the source of this 3306-nucleotide messenger RNA. Lineage: Eukaryota; Metazoa; Nematoda; Chromadorea; Rhabditida; Strongylidae. The record is from the annotation of a GenBank genome assembly.